AUUACAGAAAGGCAAAACGUGAUCGGGAGUCUAAUAUAUUUUACGAGUUGAAAUAGUCUCACAGCGAAGAUGUUCAAAAAGUUUGUUGCGAAAGAAAAUGUGUCUGGCGUGACGCAGAUGAAGUCCUCUGCCAUUCGUGGGGUUCGAGCAAAGCUAAUUGAAGAUUAUCCGGGAUUAGAAGAAUUUCAAGAUGUAAUUCUACCAAAGAAGGAGUCCUAUAACCUUGUCAAAUGCCAUGAGAGGAUAGAGAUCAUAGCAAUCGGAGGGGAACCGGUUUUCUUCAGACAACGGGAUGGACCCUACAUGCCUACUUUGAGGUUAUUACAUAAAUAUCCCACAAUACUACCAUGGCAACAAGUAGACAAAGGAGCUAUUCGUUUUGUGCUGAGCGGUGCCAACAUCAUGUGUCCAGGGCUUACUUCUGCAGGAGCUAAGCUAGCUCCUGCUGAGGAAGACUCAAUUGUUGCAAUAAUGGCUGAAGGCAAGACACAUUCUCUCUCAAUAGGUUUGAUGAAACUCUCCUCUGAAGAAAUCCACACGGUCAACAAGGGAAUCGGGAUUGAAAACAUCCACUAUCUCAACGAUGGUCUAUGGCACAUGACGCAGAUCAAAUAGCACUGGAAAAAACUUAACUGAGCUUUGUACGAGUCAUCAGCGAUGAGAGCGAGCGAGCAAGCAAUCAUGGAUGGAUGCGACAAACUAUGAUUUUCCAGCUGUCUUAUCGGAGACGUUGUUGACCAUCAUCAAAAGGGUACCAAUCACCUACAAAAAUAAUAUUUGUUCCACUACAAGAUAUAAAAUCAACCUCAAAAAAGCCUUUAUGUGGCAUUCUAUGGGUUAAAGGUCAAGGGUCAAGGAUAAUGAAGAAAGUAAAGGAUAAAGUUAAACCCAGUGCAUGGAACCUAAGUUGUUUUGGAUUUAGAAGAAAAACAAUUGUCGGCCCUUUUGCUAUGCAAAGGUGAACUUUAGCAUUGACUAGUCUACUCAUUGUACUUGCAGGUCACUUCAAAGUUUUUUGAGUGGGUAUUUUAAAUUUGCAAUAUAUCUUUAAUAAUAGAAAUGAUAUUUGAAGCUCACAUUGUGAAUUAAGUUUAUCGACAUGGAACCACCAACAUUAAGCGCAAAAUAUUUUUGGGUGAUUGGUACACUUUAAAGUAGUGUAAGGGAAAGAGAGAGAGACCGAGA
This is a messenger RNA of Strongylocentrotus purpuratus (purple sea urchin), 1185 nucleotides long. It is a transcript of the gene mcts1, whose product is annotated as malignant T-cell-amplified sequence 1. The record is from RefSeq and is a predicted model, not a curated record. Gene Ontology annotation, molecular function: RNA binding. Lineage: Eukaryota; Metazoa; Echinodermata; Echinoidea; Camarodonta; Strongylocentrotidae. Gene Ontology annotation, biological process: formation of translation preinitiation complex. The transcript has 6 exons. Bases 70 to 615 code for a protein of 181 amino acids.